UUUCAUUUAUUUUUUUAAUUAUUUUUAUUUAUUUUAUUGUCAGCAAUUCCACUCAAACAAACUAAACCCCCCUUCCCCUGUUUCUCUUCUCCACCUCUCACUCCUCUUCUUCUCCAUCUCCCCUGCAAACUCUUCUUCUUCUUCUUCUUCUUCUUCUUCUUCUUCAAGUAAAGAAGACUUUGAAGAGAGUUUUACUCAGUCAGAGACAUACAUACACAAGAAGACAGAGAUAUGGGCCCUGUGCCUCACCUUUAGAAAGAGAGACAGAGAGAGACAGAGAGAGUUGAGAGCUAAAGAUAUAUACUGAGGAGGGGAAACAAAGAGAGAGAGAGAGAGAGAAGGAGAUGGUGGGCUCAGGAGCAGGAGGAGGAGCAGGAGGAGGUGAUACAGGGACAAGGAGCAAGGAGGCAGUGGGGAUGAUGGCCCUCCAUGAAGCACUACGCAACGUUUGCCUUAACUCGGACUGGACUUACUCUGUUUUCUGGACUAUAAGACCACGCCCAAGGUGUAGAGGUGGAAAUGGAUGCAAGGUGGGAGAUGAUAAUGGCAGCUUGAUGUUGAUGUGGGAGGAUGGGUUUUGCCGGACAAGGGUGGCAGAGUGCUUGGAAGACAUUGAUGGUGAGGAUCCAGUGCGCAAAGCUUUCAGCAAGAUGUCCAUUCAACUCUACAAUUAUGGAGAAGGGUUGAUGGGAAAGGUGGCCUCUGAUAAGUGUCACAAAUGGGUUUUCAAAGAACCUUCUGAAUGCGAGCCCAACAUUUCUAACUACUGGCAGAGCUCCUUUGAUGCUCUUCCUUCUGAAUGGACUGACCAAUUUGCUUCUGGAAUACAGACUAUAGCUGUGAUUCAAGCUGGACAUGGACUUCUGCAGCUUGGCUCUUGCAAGAUUAUACCUGAAGACCUGCACUUUGUGCUGAGAAUGAGACACAUGUUUGAGUCACUGGGUUAUCAAUCAGGCUUCUAUCUUUCCCAGCUCUUCUCCUCCACUAGAAACACUUCUCCAUCAUCAUCCACAACUCCAUUGAAGCAAAUGCCUACACGUCCUCCUCCUCCUCCAAUCUUCAACUGGAGCCAUGCACCACUCCCUGCAACCAUGCCACUCACCAUGCCCAACUUUCCAAGAAUGGCACCACCCAACAACAAAGAGGACACUCAUCUCUUCCUUCUUCCCCACUCCUCUGAAGCUCCAAUGGAGGACAUGAUCCCUGACCAUGAUGCAGACCUUAAAUGGCCUAACGGCCUGUCCUUCUUCACUGCACUCACUGGCAGACCAGAUGAUGCCAAACUUUUGUUUGGCUCUGAAGGUUUAGGAAACAAGUCAGCACCACAACAGAGCCAAGAAGCUGAAGACUACCUGAGCCUGGAGAGCAAUUCCAACAAAGCUCGGAAGAUGGAAAACACCAGCAAGUUCAAGAGGAGCUUCACUUUACCUGCCAGAAUGACUUCUUCUUCAGCCUCUUCUUCUUCUUUAGAUCAUCACCAUCACCAUCACCAUCAGCAGCAUCAGCAACAACAACAACAACAACACCAAGCUUCAACACCUCAUGCCAUGGAAUACAGAGGUUCCGAGGCUGGCAUCUACUCUGAUAUAAUGGAAACCUUCUUAGAUUGAUUUCAAGCUUUUGUUCUUUCUAGUCCUACAAUCAAAAUCCUGUUUCUUGUUCAUGAGUAAAUGCAACGAGAUGCGUGCUUGCUUGCUUGCAUGCAUGCAUGCAUGCAUGGAGUUGCAUUCUGUUAAAUAAACCCUGUUUGUG
This is a messenger RNA of Dioscorea cayenensis subsp. rotundata (Guinea yam), 1752 nucleotides long. Its product is annotated as protein RICE SALT SENSITIVE 3-like. Lineage: Eukaryota; Viridiplantae; Streptophyta; Magnoliopsida; Dioscoreales; Dioscoreaceae. The coding region runs from base 345 to 1610 and encodes 421 amino acids. The transcript has 7 exons. The record is from RefSeq and is a predicted model, not a curated record.